Porites lobata is the source of this 921-nucleotide messenger RNA. Lineage: Eukaryota; Metazoa; Cnidaria; Anthozoa; Scleractinia; Poritidae. The record is from the annotation of a GenBank genome assembly.
AUGCUUACAAAUGGCCCUGAUCUGUUCAAGAACUGCGAUGUAUACAACCCCAAGAUCAGUGAUCACAGUAUGAUUUAUGGCGAAAUGACAGAAAAGGUUAAAAAACAUGCAACCAAGACUCUUGUCCACCGACAAACUAAAACUACUGACUUUGACAACUUUAACAAGGAUCUACUUGAUGCUCCAUGGCAUGUUGGUGAAAUCUUUGAUGAUUUAGAUGAUGCUUAUGACUAUUGAAGAAAUCUUUUUGAUAGUAUUGCAAAUGAACAUGCUCCCGUGAGAAAGAAACGGGUUCGUGAAAGAGAUGUAUGUUUCAUGUCUAAAGAAUGGGAAGCGGCUAUUAGAAACAAGAGGAAAUAUGCCAUUCAAUUUGUAAAAGACCGCACACCAGAAAACUUUGAACUUAAAAAGAAAUAUCGAAAUAUUGCCACUCGUGAACGGAGAAAAGCUCUUACUGCAUACUGGUACAAAAAGUCUGAAGAAAUGAAGUCCAAACCACAUGACUUUUUCGAUGCAUUUCGACCUUUCCUGAACAACAAAACAAAAGAUGCUAAUCCAAUAUUCCUUAAAAACAAACAUGAGGAUGGCAUUAUUGAAGAUCAAAGGCAAGUGGCUGAGACUCUCGCCAACUAUUUCUCCACUAUUACAUCUGAUAUCGGAGGCAACCAUGUAAUCAGUUUAACUGAAAAUGAAUUUAAUAAACACGGUAGUGUUCAAAUGAUCGAAACCAUCUAUAGUAACUCUUCAUUUCAAUUCAAACAUAUAAAUACAGAAGACGUACAAGAUUUGUUUGAAAACCUCAAUCCUAGAAAAUCUUGUAGUGACACUGGACUGGGUAUCGCACCAUCAGUGACGAAUCUUUACAGCAUAUGUAUUGAAAAUAGUAACUGGCCAGCUAUAUGCAGUAUGGAAAAGGGGAGA